UUUCUUCUUUCUCUUACUUUUGUUAUAUUUACGCAAUGGAAAACUCUGAAGGCAGACUCGUUGAUAUCUACAUUCCUCGCAAGUGUUCCGCUACCAAUCGUUUGAUUGUUGCCCAUGACCACGCUUCUAUCCAAUUGAACGUUGCUGAUGUAGAUGCUGAAGGUCGUGCCACCAACUCUUUCUCUACCUAUGCCCUCUGUGGUUUCGUCCGUAAGGAAGCCGAAGCUGAUGACUCCAUCAACCGUCUCGCCACUCAAGAUGGCUACUUGAAGAAUGUCUGGUCUUACCAACAAUAGAUCAAUCUACAAUUUUUUUUUGUAUACUGAUUUAUCUUCUUCCGUGGUAUCACUUUAUUGAAAGAUUAGUUUUACAUUCAUUGUCUUUGAUGAAAUAAAGAAAAAUGAAUUACAAAUA
This is a messenger RNA of Halteromyces radiatus, 414 nucleotides long. RefSeq names its product 30S ribosomal protein S21e. The transcript is spliced from 3 exons. Gene Ontology annotation, molecular function: structural constituent of ribosome. Bases 36 to 296 code for a protein of 86 amino acids. The record is from RefSeq and is a predicted model, not a curated record. Gene Ontology annotation, biological process: translation; endonucleolytic cleavage in ITS1 to separate SSU-rRNA from 5.8S rRNA and LSU-rRNA from tricistronic rRNA transcript (SSU-rRNA, 5.8S rRNA, LSU-rRNA); endonucleolytic cleavage to generate mature 3'-end of SSU-rRNA from (SSU-rRNA, 5.8S rRNA, LSU-rRNA). Gene Ontology annotation, cellular component: ribosome; cytosolic small ribosomal subunit. Lineage: Eukaryota; Fungi; Mucoromycota; Mucoromycetes; Mucorales; Cunninghamellaceae.